Dicentrarchus labrax (European seabass) is the source of this 2645-nucleotide messenger RNA. RefSeq names its product SHC SH2-domain binding protein 1 (gene shcbp1). Gene Ontology annotation, biological process: fibroblast growth factor receptor signaling pathway. Bases 116 to 2215 code for a protein of 699 amino acids. The record is from RefSeq and is a predicted model, not a curated record. The transcript is spliced from 13 exons. Lineage: Eukaryota; Metazoa; Chordata; Actinopteri; Moronidae.
UUUGAAAGUAACUGGGUGUGUGCUGAGUUUGUUUGACAAAAGGUUGUUGCGCCACUGGCUUUUAGGCUAGCCCAUUAAAAUUGUUUGCGUUUUCAGUUAUUCUUUUCAAUUCUUCAUGGAGCAAGAAGCACAGACUAAGCUGUCGGCUGGAACGAGUGAAACUGGAAAAGAGAUGACAGACAUCGUAGUGGAUGAUUUUGAGUCCUACAUUAACCUUAAACUCGACAUGGAAAAGAACAACGGGAUUUCUGAAGUGGGACAUAGUGUGUCCGCUGUAACUCAAGCUCUGUUUCAGAAUGAAGAGGAGGGUGAGGAAGAUGAGAGUGAUGAUGAGGAUGAUGACAGUGGCACAGACCACUUUAACAUUGAAAAGUCAGGGACUCAGCUGCAGAGAUGUGAGCGUCAUGGAGGUGUGAAUUCAAGUCUUCCUGACACCUUUCAGACCAGCCACUUGCUGUUCUAUGAGAGGUUCAAGGCGUACCAGGACUACAUGCUCGGAGACUGUAAGCCUUCUGAAGUGAAGGCCUUCACAGCAGACUACCUGGAGAAGGUGGUGGAGCCAUGUGAUUGGUUGGCUUUGUGGUCUACUGAUGUAUUUGAUGUUCUUGUGGAGGUGCAUGAUGUGGAUUUCAAAGACCUGAAGGCAUGUGUGAGGCUUGUGCUGCCUCUGCAGUGUGACACCAGGGGCUGUGAACUCACUGAGGAGGCCAUGAAGUCUCUGCUGGAGGCCACUCAGGACAAAGUCCCUCUACAGAAGCUCCAUGUGGUCUAUGAGCGGUCUGGGGACUUUGAUCAGACCGCUCUCGCUCUCGAGCACCUCAGGUUUUUCUAUGAACAAAUCUGGAGGCAGUGGGAUGAGGAAGAUGAAGAUGAUGACUUUGAUUACUUUGUUCGUUGCGUGGAACCUCGUCUCCGCCUGUACUAUGACAUCUUAGAGGACAGAGUCCCAGCAGGCCUGGUGGCAGAGUACCAGUCCUUACUGGAAAACUGCUCCCAGUGCUUCCAGCAGUUCUCAGUGCUGCGCAGCAGCCUCAGCACUGACUCAGACUCAGAGCUGGACAACGUUUCCAUGGUGGAGGGCCUUAAGCUCUACGACCAGCUGGAGACUUACAAACGCAAGCUGCACAUCAUCGAGAACCCCCUGCUGAGAUAUGUGCUGGGCUACAAAGGAAAUGCCAGGCAACAAUGUGCGCAGAGCCGUGGGCCCAGGGGAUCAGGUAUUAAGGUGGUCCAUGUGGUCACAGCCUCCUGCAGUACCAUCCAGCUCCAGUCCCUCCUCAGUGACAGACUGCUUCCUCUGUGCUCCUUUGAGGACACUGAGAUACAGUUCCAUAGAGACCUAGUAUCAGCGGUGGAUUUGUGUCAUCAGGGUGAUGUGGUCAUUGUUCUCCCAGGGGUCUACUGUGUCAGCAGUUCCAUCCUCCUACCAGACUCUAUCACUAUAGAGGGCUUCGGGCUUCCUGAUGAGGUGGUGAUUGAGAAGAAAAACAAGGGCGACUCAUUUGUGGAGUCCACAGGAGUUGAUGUCAGACUGUCCAACAUAAAGUUCAUCCAACAUGAUGCCAUUGAGGGCAUCCUGUGUGUACGUCAGGGGGCUCUAAACAUGGAGAACUGUGUGCUGCAGUGUGAGACCACUGGAGUUAUUGUCCGAACAUCAGCCCAUCUCACCAUGAACAUGUGUGACCUUUAUGGCUCCAAGGGGGCUGGCGUGGAGAUUUACCCCGGGAGUGUUUGCAGGCUGGUUGGUAACGGCAUCCAUCACUGUAAGGACGGGAUCCUCAUCAAGGACUUUGCUGAUGAGAUGGAUGCGAUGCCGUCCAUCACCAUGGACAACAAUGUGAUCCACAACAAUGAAGGCUAUGGGGUGAUUGUAGUGAAACCCAACAAUGGGGAACAACACAGAGUUCCUCUGGGUGGAAUUGAAGCUGAAGACAAACGGCAGGGAGAUGUUCCAGAUCCUCUUCUCAUCUCCACAAACCAGACCAGCAGCGGCUCUGCAGAGAUUCACCCAGACUCAGCAGAGAACAACAGCAUCGACAGUGGUGUAGCCUCCAACUCAGGCAGGAAGUGGCAGUUUAGUCGUCAGCUGAGCAGAAACAAGGAUACAUCCUGUAGUCGAGCCGUCCCAGAUCUGGACCACCAGAUCUUCGUCUCCAUUCAGGGAAACCAGUUCAGACGCAAUGGCAUGGGCGACUUUGGCACCUUUUUCUACUGACUGAAACAUCGACAUGCUCAGAACCGUUCUUGUAGCAAAUUCAAAACAUCAACACGUCAACUCAUUCUAACUCCUCCUAGAUUUUGGCAGCUUCAUAUUUUUGGUGUUUUCUUUAUUUUGUUGUGACAGAAAUGACUGCUGAUUCACUGAGGUGUUCUGAAGAGACAAUGAUGUGAUCAGUUAUUAGUUGCCUGUGUUUCUAAAAGAACUCUGACUUCCACCUGUUUGAAUUGACAGUGAACUGACCCCCACGUUUAAACUUGCACAAAUGCUUUUAUCUUAUUUAUUCCUUUGGGCGUCAGAUGCUAAAAGUUUCCAUUUUUAAUGCAUUAGUUUAAAAAUCCAAUUGUCACUUUGAAUGUAGUUUUGGUGGUUUGACUUCAGAUCUAAUAAAUGUUGUUACCAUUAUGGUGGUGGCUUGCUAAAAAUA